AUGGAUAUAUAUACUGGAAUCAAGGUGAAUGAUUCUUUGCUAUCGCUUCUGAAAAAAUGGUAUCCUAAAGGUCCUAAGAAAUUCAGUGCUAAGUUAGUUAAUGAGGUGCAUCUGAUCGUUAUUAAUGCAAACUCUAGAGAUCUAUACGAAAUUUUGCUUAAUACGUCCUAUUUUAAUAAUGUGCUAUGGGCGUUCUUUCACCAGGAUAUUACACUGAACCAUAUUGAGCUUUUGGUAUGCACGGUAUUAUAUGAUAUUGAGAAAGGGUAUAGUAAAUUGAUGGACAUGGUUCUUGCUGAUGGUGAAGCUUUUCAAUCUUUGUUUGAAAGAUUACUUAAUAUUACAAUAGCUCCUCCUCAAUUGACGAAUUUACGACUCCAGAAGAUUAUUUUGCUCUUCAUUAAUCAGUUGGUAACAUUUAAAUUAUCACAUCCUCUUGUUAAAAAAACUUGUAACGGGUUAUUUGGUAUUACUAUUUGGUCUAACUUGCAUAAUUAUCAAACCAUGCUUGGUAAUAACAAUCUAGAGGAGGAAUUCAAUCGAAAACAAGCAAUAAUUCAAGAUUGCAAUGAUAAUUCUAAAAAAUCUUAUUUAAUAUUAAAGCAAAGAUGGAUUUUCACCGUCCUAACAAACUAUAUGUCAUCCGUAACAGCGGGAGAAAUGAUAAAACAUUUGGAAUUUAUUGAGUACCUGGAUAGUUUGAUUCAUAUUCUUAUUUCUUGCGUGAGCCAGCUACCAAUACGAAAUUACUUCAAUUCCUUAUUGAAAGGAAUGCAAUUCCUUUCAUGCUUUCACCUAAUCGAUGAUAAGAAUAAGAAGUUAUUGGAAUUCGUCAGAGUCUUAAAGCAUUUCAUGUAUUAUCCUAUUAAUGAUUUCACAGGAGAAGAAUAUCUCGAAGGAACAAAAUACCAAGAGAACUUUUACAACCUACAAAAUAUUAUAUUUGAGAAGUUCAACGGUUCACCACAAGAAAAAAUAAACAAGUUUAUUUUGGUUCCAUCAGUCUAUAAUUAUUCACAUGAGAAAUUAAAAGAAUUUCUUUCCAAUUUUUCACUCGAUGAUUUGAUCGCCAUAGCUGACAAACUCGAAAUCAUAGAUCACAUCUCAAAUGACUUCAGGUAUAAUGGAUUCUUAACUAGUGCAAUUGCAAAUGAAGUAUUUACGCCUGAAUAUAAUGUCAAAGGUCUAAGUCAACUAGUAAACAACUACACUGAAGUUGAUAUAAUUGAUGAUUUUAAUGUUCUAUACAACAACGAAAAAUUAUUUCAACCAAUUCCUUUGCCACAAAUUUAUAAUUCACAAUACUUAUGUUUGGCAGACUACGUUAUUAGAGAAGUUGUCAAUUUGACAGCAGAUAUAAAGAGAUUAGCGAACAAUCACAUUAACCAAGUUUUGGAACGUCUAAAGUUAUCGGUAGAUCCACAGAGUAACCUAAAGAUAAAAGGAGCCAGUAAAUAUUUUUCAAAGAUUACGUCGUUAAAUGUUAUUGAUAAAUCAACUGCUGAGUUAAUCAUUUCAACUAACAAGGACUGGCAAGAUAAUAUAGAUGAUUAUAUUUUAUUGAUACAAUUGAUCAAGCCAAAUAAAUACUCAUCACGUCAAAGAAUGGUCAAAUAUGGUUUAAAUAUGGUACGGUUUAAGAAAGUUUUAAAGGUAGAUCUUAAAGGUAAACAGAGAAGUUUAGUUAUCGGUUGGAACGAGGACCUUGAAUUAAGUGACCGCUUCAAUUAUAUUAUACGGUUACCUGCCGAAAAAAGUUCUCUUGGUAAACUAAGUGUCAUCGCUAAUGAUAUUGAUGUCACUGAUAUUAGGCUACCUGAAUAUUUCACUGAUCUAUUCUUGGGAAUAGAUAAAUCAACAGCAGCACACUUCAGAUCCCAAGAGGAUAGGCCAUAUAAAUUGAAAAUAGAUUGUAUGAAUGCUAGUCAAUUGAAGUAUGAGCUUGAAGUCGAGAAUCAUAAUAAGCGACGUAAAGGUAAUAAUAAUCAAGCUUGUGAUGAUCCACCGUAUUUGCUAAAAUUUAAUGAGCAUGACGACAAGGUAACGGUGGAAUCAAUCAUUGGUCAGCAAUCAACUUAUAAAUUGAAUGAUGAACAAGCACAGUGUAUAAUACCAAGCGUUAGUACUGGAGUAAGUGUCAUCGAUUCCCCCCCAAAUUCUGAUGGUGACCUUUUGCAAGCAAUAAUUUAUAAUUUACAGUUGAAUUUUCCCAAGGAAAGAACAUUGAUUCUUUGUCCCAAUGAUAUAUAUUUAGGUCGAAUUGAAAUUGAUUUAGCAACGUCUCUCAAGGUUUAUGGAGAUACAAUGAAAUUUAACGAGAAGAUAAACGAGCUAUUUGAUUCUAUAAAAAUAAAAUUAGAGCAAGCAGAAAUAUUAUCAGGGUACGUUGGUCUUAAGGAUAUGGGGUUUGGCCAAACCUGCGAUAAUGCUUUAUUGUUAUUCUCAAAGAUCAAACAAGAAUGGGACAGUUUUUUACAUUCUGUGAAGAAGGAUAGACUGCAAAUUACAAAUUACCCAUUUAAAGAGUACUCUAAGAUACUGUUAGGAUAUGCAUUCGAUAGCGAUUUGCAGAAAAUAGUUGCUUCGUACAAGGAAAUCGCACAAGUAUUUCAGGAAAUCCAAAACCUAGCACCUCUCGUAAAGCUUCAGAAUAAGAAAGGCGAGCUUAUAAAAUUUCUCAUUCACAAGUAUUGUCAAUAUAUACUUGCUACACCAGAGACAUUGAUAAGUCAAAAGGUUUACCAGACGAAAUUUGAUAGCAUUGUUUGUAUAGGGGAAAACACCUCCCAGUUCAAUUGGUUGUUACCAAUGAUCAACAAUGCCUAUUUGAGAAGAAUUGUCGUAUUGGGAGAUUUCUCACGUAGUAAUAACUCAAGAUGGAGAUAUUUGAGUGUCCCACCCCUUAAGUUGCGGAAGGUACUCGUAAGAGAGGAAUUCUUACAAUAUUACAAUGGCCAGUAUAAUAACGAGUUGGUUAGCGCAUACACCGGCGCAGCAGCUAACGGAGGAUUCAAAGAGACUCAUCAAAUUAUUCCUGUGGAUAUGGAGUCAAAUGAGUCAGUGAGUGUGAACGAAGCCGAGUACUCAGUCGCAUUAUACCAAUAUAUGAGAUUACUAGGGUAUCCGGCGCACAAAAUAUCUAUUAUCGCCAUGACUGUCUACCAAAAGGUUCUCAUAGAGGAGAUCUUGAGUAUCAAGUGUGGCCAUUCUGAAUCAAGUGAUUCAUCACGUUUCAAAUUUGGGUGGCCCACAAUUGAAAUUGACGACUGUUGCAACGCCAAUGCCUACCUAAUUGUGUCUGCAUUUGGCCGCAAAUAUCCCAAAUUGAAAUGUUUAGCUAGCUCUACCAGCGGUCUCUAUAUCGUGGGAAACUACUCCCACAAUACGUUCCCUAAGCAAGAUCUCACAGUGGUCAACGGUGAAAUGUACAAUAAGUUGAUCAAGAGAGACUCAAAACACCUAUACGAAAUAGUAGGCUACGACCACUUGAGACAGUACGUCGAUCAGAUGACCACCAUGAGAAUGAGCGCAGCAAAAUAG
This is a messenger RNA of Debaryomyces hansenii CBS767, 3540 nucleotides long. RefSeq lists its product as uncharacterized. The record is from RefSeq and is a predicted model, not a curated record. NCBI's taxonomy places the organism in Eukaryota, Fungi, Ascomycota, Pichiomycetes, Serinales, Debaryomycetaceae. The coding region runs from base 1 to 3540 and encodes 1179 amino acids. The transcript has a single exon.